This is a messenger RNA of Oryctolagus cuniculus (rabbit), 3709 nucleotides long. RefSeq names its product NK3 homeobox 1 (gene NKX3-1). Gene Ontology annotation, biological process: regulation of transcription by RNA polymerase II; cell differentiation. The record is from RefSeq and is a predicted model, not a curated record. Gene Ontology annotation, cellular component: nucleus. Lineage: Eukaryota; Metazoa; Chordata; Mammalia; Lagomorpha; Leporidae. Gene Ontology annotation, molecular function: RNA polymerase II cis-regulatory region sequence-specific DNA binding; DNA-binding transcription factor activity, RNA polymerase II-specific.
GCCAAUGGGAAGGCGGCGCGCGCGCCCCCCCUCGGGGCUAUAAGUGCGCGCCGGGCGGCGGAAAGUGAAAGUGGUGCGGGCGAGGCGCGGGCGGCUGGGGCCUGAGCCGAGCAGCGGGGAUGCUCAGGGCUUGCGAGCAGCGGCCGGGGGAGGCAGAGGCGGCCGGCUGCAGCCCCCGGGCUGCACCGCCAACCCAGCCCAAACCGCUCACCUCCUUCCUCAUCCAGGACAUCCUGCGGGACCGCGCAGAGCGGCGCGGCGGCCACACCUGCAGCCCGCAGCCCCCGCGCCAGCCCGACCCUAGGCGGGACCCCGGGCCGGAGCCCGCUGGAGAGAGAGGCCGCGCAGGGGCACUGGAGGAAGGACCGAACGCUGGGCCCGGAGCCACGCUGGGGGAGGCCGAGACGCUGGCGGAGACCGCGCCAGUCAGGCACUUUGAGACGUAUGUGCUGGACUGCGAGGACGCAGCAGGCACCUUACCGAGCCUUCCCCAAACUGCCAAGCAGCCGCAGAAACGCUCGCGAGCCGCCUUCUCCCACACUCAGGUCAUUGAGUUGGAGAGGAAGUUCAGCCAUCAGAAGUACCUGUCAGCCCCUGAGAGAGCGCACCUGGCCAAGAACCUCAAGCUCACAGAGACCCAAGUGAAAAUUUGGUUCCAGAACAGACGCUAUAAGACUAAGCGAAAGCAGCUCACCUCGGACCUGGGGGAGCUGGAGAAACAUUCGCCCCUGCCAGCCCUGAAAGAGGAGGGCUUCUCCCGGGCCUCCCUGGUCUCCAUGUACAGCAGCUACCCGUGCUAUCCCUACCUUUACUGCCUGGGCAGCUGGAGCCCUGCUUUCUGGUAAAGUCAGCUCAGAUGACAAUGCUGUGUGAUCCAAAACUGCCUUCCCCACGGUUUCUCUCUGGAAAGCAAAAGGGACCAAGAUCAGGGAACAUUGGGGAGCAAGAGGGAUGCAGAUCAAAACCAUUGGAGGUUUGUGUGCAAAUCCCAGAUUCUUCACUGGUGGACCCAUAAAAAACUAGGGCAGUAAAUAUUUUAAUAUCUAAGUAGUUCCUGCAGUGCAUAGUGUAAGUUGUUGCUUUUAGGGGAGACAGAAAGUCAAGUGCUGUUUCCAGCACUUUGUAUCAUUUUGGUUGUGGUGCCAGCAUCACUCCUGGGGAUUCUGUUGCUACAACUCCCUCUUCUUGUGGCACUGGUCACUGACUCUGAAAAAGCAAACCAGCAGAGAAAAAGGAAAGCGCUGAUGAGGAUGUUGUCUGCUGAAUUAAACCUAAGUUCAAAAGCCUUUCAUUAGCCUUGGGUCAUGGCCAAGGUUAUGUUCUGUCCCUGUAAGAGAAGGUCCCAGAGAGAAACACCUUGCACUCAUGGUGAUUGGCAUGGGACAUGGAAAUAUGAAGGAGGAAACAAAAGUAGCAGCUUCUUCUUAUUCCUUUUAAAUUGUAUGCUACUUUUAGUAUUCAUAGGGUGGCAUUUGCUGUGGUUUUAAGACAAGCUGUGUAAACAAAACUCAACUGCAAGGGCAAGGCCAUGCCAGAAGAUUCUCUGCAUUUCCCUAGGCAGUGACCCCAGGAUGCUCUUGGGACCAGUGCAUUUUUAUUAGCACGGUGGAAAGAGUUCUUUUCAACCUUUAUAUGCUGGACCAGGGAAAUUAGAAUCAGAAUUUUCCUGAGGUCUUCAUGCCACAAUUUGUACUAUAACAUGACAGAUGACACCAUUCUUUACUAUAAGGUACUGUCUUUCUCCCCUUCUUAUGUAGUUAUCACUCACUAUAGGCCUUUUUUUCAAUCUACACUUUUGUUCUGGCUAUACCUAACCUACACCUUCCUCAUUCAGCCUGAGAUUUUGUCAUUGUUGUUGUCAUCAUUGUUUUUUUUCUCAAAGCUUUAUCUGUCUUAACUUAAAAAAUAAGUAGGAAGAGGCAGCUUCUAAACAGACAAAAAGGCAUGCAUUUCUUAAUCUGGAAACUCUUACUUCUUUCCUUAAAAAAGUAACAUCAUUAAAUCCCAAAAUCUAUUUAAAGACUCGACUGCCCAAGCAGGUCACUGCUGCUUUUAUAGGACUUUCUGGUGACUCUGAUGCCACAAUUCAAAGUCUGAGAACCCUUGGGGCCCCCUGCAGGCAGAGGAGGUAGGGGUACUGGGUUUUCUUUUCUUUUCUUUUCUUUUCUUUUCUUUUCUUUUCUUUCUUUCUUUCUUUCUUUCUUUCUUUCUUUCUUUCUUUCUUUCGACAGGCAGAGUGGACAGUGAGAGAGAGAGAGACAGAGAGAAAGGUCUUCCUUUUGCUGUUGGUUCACCCUCCAAUGGCCGCCGUGGCCGGCACACCGCGCUGAUCCGAAGCCAGGAGCCAGGUGCUUCUCCUGGUCUCCCAUGGGGUGCAGGGCCCAAGCACUUGGGCCAUCCUCCACUGCACUCCUGGGCCAUAGCAGAGAGCUGGCCUGGAAGAGAGACAACCAGGACAGAAUCCGGUGCCCCAACCGGGACUAGAACCUGGGGUGCCGGUGCCACAGGCGGAGGAUUAGCCUAUUGAGCUGCAGCGCCAGCCAGGUACUGGGUUUUCACAUGGAAGAACACAGUGCAAAAUGAAGGGCUGAGGAGCUGGUCUUCUCCAGUUGUCUAGUGGACAUGGAGGCUCGUGGGCAGGCCGUGGGAGAGAAGGCAGCCCAGAUCUUUGGAAGCCCAGUCCACUGAGCAAGCAAAGGGGGCUGAUAGCACUUGGCAGGAAGAGGCUGAGAACAAGGAAACUUUUCAGAACACAACAUUAUGAUGGCCUCAGUUUCCAGAUAAACAAACUCUCCAAAUACUUUGGGGACUGUGUUUAAUGCCUGUAAUGGGUCCUCCACAUAGGAUACCUAGUGACUUCAGAGAGGGUGAGCUGAGAACAAAAGAAGUUUGGUUGUCCUUCUGUGUCUGUCUUAGUAGCUCAUGUGACCUGGUAGAGGGGAUUCCCAGAAAACAAAACUUUACUAACAAGGAACCCCAAGGCCUAAUUCUACCUAAUUCUGUUUUGUGAGAAUGCUUUCAAUUUCCUCCUGUUAAAAGAGCCAGUUCACUAUCUGGCAAAACUGCCUAUGUGAAGUUUGUAAAAGGGUGUCCCGUUUUCCCCAUUCUCUAUGUUUUGGGCUCCAUGUUGAAAUACCGCUAUUAGAUGCUGCUGCCCCCACCUCAGGACUGACUGCUCCAAAGGUGAACUAGCCUGAAUCGCUUUCUCCUUCUCACAUGACUUUUAAGAUGAGCAUUUAGUGCUUCCUCCUUACUCAGGACUUUUUCACUCCCCACCCUCUGAAUAUAAUUCUUUUCAACAUGCAGUUGUGCAAGGAUUAGGCAUUUUACAAUGAUGUAUGUUGUAUUGCAAAAACAAAAAGCCUCUGUUUAAAAUUGUUUGGCUUGUGAAUCCAUCUUGCAUUUUUCCUACUGGAGUUAGCUAUCUGUGCAUAUGUGAACUGGUGAAAGAUCAUUUGAAAAGCUAGUCUGCCAGAACCCGACAGGUAGCCUGGACAGCGCCCUGGACCAUUGUGCCAAGCAGCCUGUGUCUAUCCUGUUGAAUCAGUCAGUUUGAGUUCUCCACAUGUGUAAUAAACCCUGCUCCAAUCUGUAACACAAAAGUCUGUGACUUGAAUUUUAGUAAAGCACUCCAAUCAAACUUUAUUUUUCUAUGAAUUUUUUUGCAGCAAAUGGGUGUUUUUAAAAUAAAGUCUAUGUCUAUAUUAGA